This is a messenger RNA of Fundulus heteroclitus (mummichog), 5609 nucleotides long. It is a transcript of the gene cbx6b, whose product is annotated as chromobox homolog 6b. Bases 351 to 1997 code for a protein of 548 amino acids. The transcript has 5 exons. The record is from RefSeq and is a predicted model, not a curated record. Lineage: Eukaryota; Metazoa; Chordata; Actinopteri; Cyprinodontiformes; Fundulidae.
CUCAGUCUCAGUAUUAAUAGGCUGGAUCCUGCCUCAAACCGGAGGACAUGCGCGCUGCAGGACGGGAGGUGUUGCACGGCGUCCCGGGGAAAGACGCGUUUAGUACUGCUGUCUCCGUGAUAACUCCAUCAUGAUGCGAAACUCGAUCUCCGCUCGCUCGUUUUCGUAGAAAGACGCGGGGAGAUCGUUUUCCUUCCAUGUUUGGACUCUAAUAAAUUAUUGAAGACUUUGCCGCAUCUGGAGCUCCCGUUUUUUUCUUCGGAUAGAAGAGCGUAAAGGUUGGAUUUUUCUAAAAACGGGCCGCCCCCGCCGCCACCCUGAAGUUCAUCGUUGUCAUCUUGGCCGCCGGGAUGGUGGCCUUCAUCGGAGCGGUUAUCUGCAUCAUCGCGGCUGUUCACACCGGAUCCUCCAAGGCUGCCGCGGCUCGCCGGCAGCCCGCGGCCGAUAACCACUCUCUGUACCCGGACGCCGCGGCGCAGACGCCCGCCGCCGCAGGGGGCUCCCUGGCCCGGCCCGGCUCUCUGGGAGCUCUCCACGGGUCUGAAACGCCCGACUCCGAAGCGCCCACCUUCAACGUCGGCCUCGGCGGGCUGGACGGGGUCAGCGGGCUCACGGGACACGACCCCGCGGUCAGCCGACUCAUCUGCACCCCGGUGCCCGCCGGAGGCUGCAGCAGCAGGAACUUUCAGCAACAGGCGGACGACCCGUCGCUGUACGCCGGGGAGGACUGGGGCUACCUGCGGACCAGCGCGGAGGAGCUCCGGCAGACCGUCCUGCAGCAGAAGGACCAGAUCCUGACCGACCAGAGGACCAUCAGGGAGCUGACGGGAAAGCUGUCCGAGUGCGAGAAGGGGCUCGGAGGCAGCAGCGGCAGCAGCAGCCCGGACAGACGCGGGGACGCCGCCGCGCUGACAGGGGGAAGAGGAGCCGCGGGGGAGGCGCGCCUGGAGCGCAUGAUGGUGCGGGACAGCCCGGAUUCUGCGCCCGACGGGGUCCAUCUGCUGACGGUCGGAACUGUGGACGAGCUCGAAGCGGCGAUCACUCAGCUGAAAGACCGCAUAGAUAGGCUGGAGACAGACAUCGGCCCAUUCUCUCACAACCGCACAGACAGCAAGUCGUCAGAAGCAUCGGAGGAAAGCGGCCCAGAGAGGUCCGCUGAUCUGGGGCGCAGCUUCGGUUCGGACAAGCCCUGGGAGGUGGAAACCUUGGAAGAAGAGCUGGAGAGGAAGGUGGAGCUUCUGGAGAAGGAGAGGAAAGCCCUGAGGCUGGAAGCAGAGAGACACAGACAGGAAAUUGACCACGGCAUCAGCAAACUACAGCACCGAAUUUUAGGACUGGAGGAAGGUCCUGCGGGGCAUUCUUUCCCAGAGGGCUUCAGGCUGUCCUUCCCAACUCGGACAAACUACAUGUUCGCCCUCGUGAGACACCCCAUCCCAAAGCUGCGGGCCUUCACCGCCUGCCUGUGGCUGCGUCCGGCUGGGUCGGGAAUCGGGACCCCGCUUUCUUACGCCGUACCCGAGCAGCCCAAUGAGUUGGCGCUCCUUCAAGGCCUACACACUCCCACCGAGCUGCUCAUCAACGACAAGGUGGCAAAGCUGCCUCUGAAUCUCUCUCGGGGGAGCUGGCAACACAUUUGUGUGAGCUGGACCCAGAAAGGUGGAUCAUGGCAGGCCUACCAGGGAGGAAAGCUGAGGGGGGAGGGCCACGGACUGGCCCCUGGACAUCACAUCAGACCUGGGGGGGAGUUAGUCCUGGGGCAAGAGCAGGAUUCCCUGGGCGGAGGUUUCGAUUCAACCCAGGCCUUGGUCGGAGAGCUCUCUCAGGUGGGCCUAUGGGACCGGGUUCUGUCAUCUACCCAGGUUGCCAGCCUAGCUCGGUGCAGCAGAGUAACCCAGGGCAUUGUGGUCCCCUGGAACGAAAACGGGGUUGAAGUUUACGGUGGAGCAACCAAAGACCCGGGGGAGCCUUGUAGUAAACACAGCAAAAGCCCUCAGUGACUGAUAGAGACGGGAUCUACGGAAGGAUUGAAUCCAGCCAGUGUUAACGCUGAUUCAGAAUGUUACAAAAACAAGAAAUGAGUCCACAUGGAAAAUGAUAUUGCUUUGUAUUGACAAAAAGCAGAGAGAGAAUUUGCAGUACCUUCAUAAUCUGAACCUUUUUGGUGUUUUUAUGGAGGUAAAAAGGUGCACUCCAACAUAAGACAAUAUUUACACAGAGAUACAGCUGGAGCAUUGGUUUCACAAAGAAACGUUUAAGCAUGGCGUUGUUUAAAGUAAAGAAGGAUCAUAAUUUCAGAUUAAGCACACAUGAUUUUAUAAUUUUUAUAUUCUAACCUCCCGACAAUUUUAUCAAAAAGCCAUUGACCUGCUGGCUAAAGACUGAACAGCAAUUAUGCUAGCAAUUGCUCUUGUCUAAAUAUCUACUUGUUUUCUAUUCAGGAAACAACAUAGUGACAUAGAUCAUUUGAAAUUUGAAAUGUUUUCGGUAAUUUAAUCCACAACAGAAGGAAUUGUAUAGAAUCUUGACAAUUUUUAAUGAGCCUUUUGAAAAAGACUAUAAAGCAGUUAUAAUGCAUUAUGGUCAGACCCAAGCAAGCAAGCUAAUGUUAGCAUGCUAACGCUAAUAUUUUCUAGCUAAUAGGAUUUUUAGGGUCUGAGUACCAUAACUCUCUGUAUUUGUCUGCCCAAUUAGUGGGAUUUUAAAGAUAAUGAGGACAAUGUGAAAGGAAACUUUUUCAAAAUCCUUUUUUUUCCAACUCUAAGAAAUAAGCUUGUCAGAGAAAUUUAACAACAAAAACUAAAAACUAUAAAGUGAGCCACAGUUUGUAUUUUUUAAUCAUUUGUACACAAACAAAAACUCUAAUUAAGGUGGUUUAGUAUGAGAAAUGUAUUAUUAAUUAAUGAGAAAUAUACAGAAUUUUUGGUAUAUUAAGAUAUACAUCGAUCAUGUAUAGCAUUAUGACUGUUGACAAGUAAUGUGAACAACCCUGGAUGUUUUUUUUGUUUUGUCAUAGCACCUGUUAGUGGCUGGGAUAUAUUAGGCAGCAAGGGAAAUUUUGUCUUCAAAGAUGAUAUGUCUAACAUAUCAUCUUUGAAGAAAAAAAUGAGGAGUUGAGGAAGUUGGACUGAGGACAAAUAGUGGUGACUAGACAACUGGGACAUCUGCAAAGGUGCAGCUCAUGCGGGGUGUGCCCAGCUUUAAGAUAUAUCAAAUCAUCAUCUAUCUUGUUGCAGACCAGGAACACACUUUCCCAGAAACAGUAUUUCUUGAUGGCCUCCUUUAGCAACAUGGUGCACCAAAGGGUUCAGGAAUGGUUUCAGGAUCUCAAACAAGAUAGGCAAGAGUUGUUUCAGCAGCAAAAAAGGGGAUUCAUUCACGGGUAGUGAUAAUGUUAUGCCUGAUCGAUGUUGUUCCAACCAUAGACCAUGCUGGUGUACAUGUUUAUGGAAUGAGAAUCAAAAAGAAGUCAAUUGUCAUGUAUGAUUUGGGCUUUAAAACUUUGUAGCUUUUUUAAGGCAGAUGAUGUCGGUUGUAAAAAAAAAAACAAAAAAACAACAACAUCAUGUUGUCUAUCCCCUAAGAUCCAGGCUUGUAGGCCUACUCAGAUCUACCCUAUCUUAUUUAUUUUAGGAGAAUUAUCGCGUACCACCUGUCCACUUUCUAGAUCUCUGUUGUGAACAAGAUAUGGCCUACAGGGUGAACAGUUCGGACACAGUUGACGAAUCAGAACUUGUGAAAUGUUAGCAGGCAGGCUAUGAGCUCAUCCUCUCUCAGCUAACUGAGCAGCUGAGGUAUUACUUUCUAACAGCAUUGAAUGUAUGAAUCUUUUUUUUCUUUUAAUGUGAACACAAAUACCUAGCUUACCAAAUCACACGGUGGCACAGAAUAGACUACGAGUUAACAGUGUAUUUUCUCAUUUGAGUCAUAAGAGGAUAAUCACACUGCCUUUGAAAUCUGCCUAAGCAUUCGAUCUGUUUUACAACCGAUUGUCAGCGUUUCAGAAGUGUUUUCAGGGUGGUGUCAGUCCAUGUUUAGCAGAAAUAAGCCUCUUCAAGCACAUUGCCAAGGUUAAUAUCUUAACAUCACGUUUUCAUGUCCCAUUUUUACAAAAUGUUCCACCUUGUCUUUGAACUGCAGAAAAAUAGUGAUACAAUGAACGUCAUAUUCUUGUCGUAAAUGUCUGCGCACAAAACACCAUUGUGUGCUUCCUCUCCUGACUUUUUAUUUCUUGCUAAAUUCAAUCAGUUCCGAGACUGAGUCAUUCUCAGAGAGCUGAGAGCUCUGUGUGCAAAAUGUGAAGUCGAUUUGGGGCAGCUGGAAUCCCUCCAUUUGUGCAGCAGGCUUGGAGAGGAAUUAUUUAAGGGCUGUGACAGCUUUAGAGUUUCGGAGUCAAGGUAAGGCGAUGAAAAACGUUGGGGAAAGUGUUGGGAAUAUUAAGCAGUGGAUGGCAGCCAGGAGUAGAUGAUGAAAGAGAAAGGAAAGCAGGGGGAUGAGGAGGGAAAACACGGAUCAGAUAUGAGUGAUGUUACAUUGUUUUUCUCUACUGCAUGAUGUAAUCUAGUACUUAUAAUGUCUUGCCCCUGCAAGGUUUUGCAAAUUAGGUUGUUGCAUUUUACAUUCCUGCAAGCUGACUGUGUUUUUCUUUUGUUUAUUAAGGUCAAAGGGUCUCUUUUAUCUGUUGACCUGAUGCCCUUAUUUUUGACUUGACAAACAUGUGUCCCCAAUAUUACAUUUGAGAACUAAUAAGUGGUGUUAAAUGCAUCAGAGAUGUAUAUAUUACUUGAUAAAAUGUUCAAAAGGCUAAAAACUAAUUUAAAAAUGUUUUUAAUGUUCUACAUGCAUCUGUUCAACCAUAUGGUGUGAAAAAAAAUUAAGAAAGCUGCAACCCUUUCAUCGUAAAAAAAAAAAAAAAACAACAACAAAAAAACAUUCCAUGCAUGAAUGCUGCUGGGUGGUAAAUUUGUUGCUUAACCUUUUUGUUUUUCUUUUUGUAAAUCUGACUCUUAAUUAUUCAAGAUCUACCGGUAUAAACAAAUUGUUUAUUUCAAUGUUUCUUAAAAAAGCAGAUUAUUUUAGUUGCAGAAAACUAUUCACAGUGGACAGUAACUGUCAUGGUGUUUUCUACCCGUGCACCAUCGUCGUCCUUAAUAUCCUGAAGAUGUUUUUUUUUUUUUACUUAAUUAAGCAUCUAUGAGGUCCCUGAUGACAUUUUAAGAUUAAAGCAGUCUGAUCAAAGUUUUAAGUAUUCCUGCACAUUACUUGAAGCUUCUGCACGGUGCCACAGAACUAACACGAGAGCAAGUCAAAACUAUCUUGUUGUGCCUCGGUUCGUCUAAUGUCUUUGAUGUUUGGGUGUCAUGCUUGGUGUCUGUUCAGCUCAUGCCAGGACUUCUUAGGGCUUUUUGAUUGUAAUGUUUAUGUGUUUGUGAUAUAUGAAACUGAAAGCUAUUGGAUAUAAUUCUGUUUCUGUUAUGCUUUAUGAUCUAUGUUUGUACUGUUGAUUGCACAAAUACUGCUAUGUCCAUGUCUUGUACGGUGUUGUAUCACUCCGAACAUGUGCCGUGUUCAAACCUUAAAUCUUUAUUAAAGUUCAAAUUUUUUGGAGAAAA